Molecule: messenger RNA, 2117 nt
Organism: Leptonychotes weddellii (Weddell seal)
Lineage: Eukaryota; Metazoa; Chordata; Mammalia; Carnivora; Phocidae
Source: RefSeq, a predicted model, not a curated record
AUGACCCUGGGCAGCUGCUGCUGCGAGAUCAUGUCCUCCGAGAGCUCCCCGGCCGCGCUGUCCGAGGCCGACGCAGACAUAGACGUGGUGGGCGGCGGCGGCGGCAGCGGUGGGGGGGAGCUCCCUGCCCGCUCCGGGCCCCGCGCCCCCCGGGACGUGCUCCCCCACGGCCCUGAGCCUCCUCCGGAGGAAACCGAGGCGGACGCAGCCGAGGACGAGGAGGAGUCCGGCGGCUGCCUGGUGAAGCCGCCCUACUCGUACAUCGCGCUCAUCACCAUGGCCAUCCUGCAGAGCCCCAAGAAGCGCCUGACGCUGAGCGAGAUCUGCGAGUUCAUCAGCGGCCGCUUCCCCUACUAUCGGGAGAAGUUCCCUGCUUGGCAGAACAGCAUCCGCCACAACCUCUCGCUCAACGACUGCUUCGUCAAGAUUCCCCGCGAGCCGGGCAACCCGGGCAAGGGCAACUACUGGACGCUGGACCCGGAGUCGGCCGACAUGUUCGACAACGGCAGCUUCCUGCGGCGCCGCAAGCGCUUCAAGCGGCAGCCGCUACCGCCGCCGCAUCCACACACGCACCCUCAUCCGGAGCUGCUGUUGCGUGGCGGGGCUGCGGCGGCGGGGGACCCCGGCGCCUUCCUGCCGGGCUUCGCCGCUUAUGGCGCCUACGGUUACGGCUACGGCUUGGCGCUCCCGGCCUACGGCGCACCCCCACCGGGCCCGGCUCCGCACCCGCAUCCACACCCGCACGCCUUCGCUUUCGCCGCCGCCGCCGCGCCUUGCCAGCUGUCGGUACCCCCAGGCCGCGCCGCUGCUCCUCCACCCGGACCUCCGACGGCCUCGGUGUUCGCGGGCGCAGCCUCGGCUCCGGCCCCUGCGCCUGCCCCGGGCACAGGGUCGGGCCCCGGCCCCGCAGGCCUGCCCGCCUUCCUGGGCGCCGAGCUGGGCUGCGCCAAAGCCUUCUACCCGGCGUCGCUGAGCCCUCCCGCAGCCGGCACCGCGGCUGGUCUGUCUACCGCACUCCUGCGCCAGGGCCUCAAGACGGACGCGGGCGGUGGUGCGGGCGCCGGGGGCACCGGGGCCGGGCAGAGGCCUUCCUUCUCUAUAGACCACAUCAUGGGCCACGGUGGCGGCGGGGCAGCACCCCCGGGCGGAGGCGAGGGCUCCCCGGGAUCGCCUUUCGCGGCGGCGGCGGGUCCUGGGGGUCAAGCCCAGGUCUUGGCCAUGCUGACUGCCCCAGCCCUGGCUCCAGUGGCCGGCCACAUCCGCCUCUCGCACCCCGGGGACGCGCUCCUGUCCUCAGGGCCCCCGUUUGCCAGCAAAGUCGCCGGCCUCAGUGGCUGCCACUUCUGACCACGUCGAGCUCAGGGCCGGUAAGGCCCGCACUCAGCCUCUCCCGGGAGCUCCUGCGGUCCCAGCGGAACUCAGGGAGUCUAUUUAUGAAGAGUCUCCAGACCUUGGGCCGGCGCUCGUGACUUGGCACUUCAGGCUCCACGCUCAGAAUUUUGCCGAUAGUUGGGACGAAGCGGGCUCCAUCGCUCAGGGAGAGGCCCAGGUCUAUGCGAUGAAGUCGCAAGCCAUGAUCCCACUCCAAAAUGAGCAGUAAAAGGGGCGGGGGGGAACCUUCACUUUUUCCCAGCCUCUGCGCCUCUCAGAGGCCCGGGAGGAAUGCUUUCCCGGAGAGAUGUCUGCCCAGGCCCUGCAGAUUCCGCCAGAAACACCCAACUGCGCAGAGAGGUCUCCCUUUCUGCCUCUCCCUCACUCCUUCCCCAACUUUGAGGCACUGCUUGCCCAAUAUUAUAAUUUAAAGAUACCUAUUAUCCGCUUUGUGCUUAAAAGAAAUUUUCAACUUUUUUUUCUUGCUGUUCUCCAAGGAAGUUAGUUUUCUCUGAAGCCUAAAGCAGUGUCUACACAAGCGAAGUUGAACGGAGAGGUUGAGCGAGGGGUCUCCACAAUCCCUGCAGAAACCCCGGAUCCCACCACACUGAGGAACAUCCUCCCUCUUUAGUGUUGGGGUGCUUUUGAAGGAACUUUUCCCCUUUCCCAUGGCCGGCUGGGUCCAGCCAUCCAGGGCCAGCGGCCCUCUCAGUGCUCUGCUCUGUCCCAGGCCCUGGGAUAUUUAU